Messenger RNA from Melitaea cinxia (Glanville fritillary), 3341 nucleotides. RefSeq names its product DNA mismatch repair protein Mlh3-like. Gene Ontology annotation, biological process: mismatch repair. Gene Ontology annotation, molecular function: ATP binding; ATP hydrolysis activity; ATP-dependent DNA damage sensor activity. Lineage: Eukaryota; Metazoa; Arthropoda; Insecta; Lepidoptera; Nymphalidae. Gene Ontology annotation, cellular component: mismatch repair complex. Bases 1 to 3333 code for a protein of 1110 amino acids. The record is from RefSeq and is a predicted model, not a curated record. The transcript has 13 exons.
AUGACAUUAAAGAGAAUACCAGAUAGAGAUCAAAAUAUAAUUUGUGCUUCUAUUACCGUGAAUAAUUUUCUACGAGCCAUUGAAGAAUUGGUUUAUAAUUCGCUCGACGCAAAGUCUACCUCAAUAGCAGUUCGAGUUUGUAUCGAAAAAAAAUACGUUCAAGUAUUAGACAAUGGAACAGGUAUCACUAAAGAUAAUUUUAGACUUUUGGGAGAAAAAUACGUCACAAAUAAGUUUUUAGAUGUCGCUUCAUUGAAAUCUAGACCAAAUAAAUACGGAUUCAAAGGAAUAUCCUUGGCAAGUAUCAUAGAAAUUUCCAAAACUGUUAAUAUAUCGUCUAGAUAUCAAAAUUCUCAAGAAACCUGGACGAAGAUAUUCCGUAACGGUUGCACAGAAGAAUUUUAUUUAACUACUUUAAGACCUUCUAAAGGAACAACUGUGGACGUUUCAGGAUUUCUAUAUAAUCUAAAUAUACAACAGAAAUCGAUAAAUGCAUUGAAUGAAAUAAAUAGUAUAAAAUUAUUUCUAGAACAGAUUUCUUUAGUGCAUUGUAAUGUAUCACUGAGUCUUAGAGACGAUUCCAAAAAUGAAAUUAUUUUUAAAGUUCAUAAAAAUAGAACUGUUUACCAAACGCUAUGGACACUAUUUCAAAUAAAAAGAAAUGAUUUACAAGAUCUUCAAGUAGAAAAAAAUGAAUAUAAAGUAAAAGCAUACAUUAGUAAAAACAAUGAACUGGCAAAAAAGUAUCAGUGGCUUUACAUUAAUGGUAGAAAUAUUUCAAAAAGUUUUUUACAUAAAAAAAUAAAUGAAUGUCUUAGUAAAAAACUUUGUAUCAGAACAAAUAAAAAGAUAAAAGAAAAGGUAACUAUUUUUAUUAAUUUUAUCGCAUUAAGUUCAUUUUCUGAUGAAAUAGAUUUAAAUUGUAAAAUACCAUUUUACUUUAUUUUUAUAUCAUGUCCUGAUUUUGAUAUUAACUAUAAUAACAACAAACAAACUCUUGUUGAUUUUAAAAAUUACGAAGAAAUUGAAAAACUUAUUGAGAAAUUGGUCAACUUUUAUUGUGGGGACGACAACGUAAAACUAAUAAAAAUCAACGAAGUAAAUAAUAAGAAUAAACAUGACACAAGAAUAGAAGUUAAAGAAAUUAUGGAGAGAAUAUUAAAUAAACAUUUAAUAAAAGAUAAUAUUACAGGACUACAAAAAGGCAAAAAAGAUUUAGAUUGUAAUUACAAUAGUAAUUUCAACAUGGAUAACAAAUUGGAUUUACAGCAUUCUAAAAUAGAAGAUCAGAAUACAUUAAAUAAACAAAUAAAUGUAGCUAAUAACAGUUCAAUCAUAGAACUUAAAACGUCCUAUGACUUAUUGAAGACUGCUGAUAACAUAGAAAAGUCACAUAUGAAUAUAUUCUUAAAAGAUAAAAAUACAGUUAUAGAAGAAAUUGGAGAAUCCUAUGAAACGACAAUUACUGAUAUUACCUAUAACAGCCAUAAGAAAAACAUGGAACUAAGUAAAAGAACAAGUCAUGACUAUUCUAAAGGAAAAGCGUUUUUGAAUCGAAACAUCUUUAACCAAAUUUAUGAUGAUGUAAAUCAACAUAAUAGAAAUAUUAAUAUGUUAAAAAAUGCACUUUUAAAUGAAUACAGCAAUAGACACAUGAGUGUAACAAAUGUUGAUCAUAAAAAUAGUAAUAAUAUUUUGAGUCAUCCUUGUGAUACGGCAAAUUCUACAAAUAGCUUUAAUUAUAACUCAUCGUGCAAUAUAAAUUUUGAAUUGGCUAAUACGUAUUCGAUUGAUAUUUUGAAUUCAUUUCAUUCGAAUAAUCAAAAUACUAAUAAAACAUACUCACUACGUAUGUUGACAAAUUUAAGUUGCAAAAAUAACAUUACAAAGACGUUACCCUCUGUUACAAUUACAAAUAGAAGUGUAGUUUCUAGAAAUGAUAACUAUUAUGACAAAGAUAAGUCUGUUUUUAUAUCUGAGUCUCAUAGCAAUGAUGAAUCUAUAGAACCUUUGAUAUAUUGUGAAGCAAUAUUAGAUAGUAACGAAUUGCGAAACGUUGAAGAAGAGUUUGAGUUAAGUUUUUUGCAGAAUGAAAAAAGAGAUGAUACUGUUGUAAAUUUUAUUCGUUGUAAUAAUAUUACUUAUGAGAGAGAACAAAAAUCUCAGUAUCUUUGUGAUGAAAAAGUUGAAACUUAUGCUGUUACAAAAGAUUUUAGUGCAAAUAAAAAACCGAUACACGAUAUUAUACAAAAAGAUGACCCAAAUAACGAGCUGAUUAAAAAUUUACCACUAAAAAAUUAUUAUUCUUCUAUACAAAUACCAAAUAACGAGACAAUUAAUGAAGAUUAUUUUAAAAUUCGAAGUCGUCAUAAUUUUGUUCCCAAAGGUAUGUCCCAAAUUUUCAACAAUAAAUUUUACAAAAAUUUAGGCAAAUACAAUAUAAAUGAAGAAUACUUUGAAGAUAUUAUUUACAAAGAAUUUGCAAACGAUGUUCGCAAUAAGUUUGAAAUCUUUGAACCUAAUAUCCAGAAUAUUAAAUAUACAUUUUCAAAAGAACUUAAUAGAGCUACCGACGUAAUCAACAAAGAUAAUUCAAAUCUAACAUUCAAUUCUGAAUCAUUAAAACAUGCUAAAAUAAUAGGACAGAUAGAUAAAAAGUUUAUAGCUGCCAUAGUACAAAGCAGAUCACAUUCUGAAAAGCCGACAGAAUUUUUAACGUUUUUCGAUCAACAUGCUGUGGAUGAAAGAGUAAGACUUGAAAAAAAUUUAUCAGAUUACAUCGAUGGCAUGGAGUGGAAAAGUGUUGAAUUCGAGAAAUAUAUGUUAAAAGUUAAUUGUGAGGAUUACUUUUAUCUUUAUAACUAUAAGGAAAAAUUUUCUCAAUUUGGAUUACAAUGGACAUUUACAGACAAAGAUGUAAUUAUACAUGCUGUACCAAAAGCUAUACUUGGUAGAAACCCUAGAAAGAUAGAAGUGGUUUUAAAAGCUAUACGAAAACUUAUUUCUGAAAAAAUUGAAGAAAUAAAAACUGCUAGAGGAAAUAUGUCGUUUUAUCCGAAAUCUAUAAUGGAGCUUGUUUAUAGUGAGGCUUGCAGAUAUGCAGUUAAGUUUGGAGACUGUUUGUCUAAAAACGACUGUUUGAGUAUGAUUAGUGCUCUGUCGUCUUGUAAGACUCCUUUCCAAUGUGCUCAUGGUCGACCCGUUAUGGCAAUUAUUAUGGAAAUGUCGAAUACUAAUCGUUCUUAUAAGAUACGUAAAAAUAGUAUCAAGAACUUUAUACAAAAAUAUCUUUAUGAUAAGCAGGUAAAAGUAAAUAAUAAACAACAGCCUUAAAAAGUAAA